UCUGCUGUUUCUGCUGCUCCACUCUCUCACUCGCCUGCCGCCAUGACCCACAGCCCCCACUCCGCCGCCAUUCUCCCGCUCUCGUCCCUGCUGUCUGAAUCGCUGUCUCAGCUCUAUGGGCGCACCAGCGAGCGUUUGAACAGACUUCCCACUCUCUUUGAGGUGCUCAACAGAAAGACAUUACCUCCAGUUGACCUCUGGUCCUUCUACGUCUUCAUGAGGGACAACCAGCAUGCUGUGGACUAUCUUGACUUUUGGAUUGAUGUUGUUAGUCAUCUAGCCUUGUGCAAACAGUACGUCAAGGGCUUGAGGGAAAGUGUCUUGGAGACUCCUCUCUCCAUGCCAUCGCUGCCAGACAUUAGAACCUCUACUAAUCCUUCAAUUGCUCCUACUCAGUCAAAGAAACACUCCAAUUCCACUAUAAGUGGUCCUGCCACCAUCACCGGAACCCAGGGCACCACUGUCGCCAACAGUCCCUUUCAAAGAAACUCAGUGUCUUCCUCUAUUCUUUUAGAAGCCUUGGUCAAUGAUGGCGUUCUUGAUGACAGUAACCCUAAAAGACUAUCUUCCUUUCUCAGAGGCGAUGAACAGGUCAACGAUCCUGUCAUUUCUUCCUAUAUUGAAAGAUACCAAAAUUCAAAAUCUCCCAUCACCAAUCGUUUUUCUCAUAAAAAAAAUGAUAGUGCAAUAUUACCUGCAAUUCAAAAGGUUUACGAUAGCUAUACAAAUGAAAAAAACACAAAAAAUAACGAAUUUCCUCUACCUUCUCCACUCACUGAAAAUAUUUCUGAAAAGGAAAGAAUAAAUUUCAUCAAUAAAUCUGGGACUCAAACUUCUGCCACUUCUGGUCCUGCAGGCCUUGCAACCAUUUCCCCAGAAAUGGUUGAACAAAUGCUAAAUGACGACGAAAAUAUAAACUACAACUCUAAAGACCACUUGAAGGACAAAAUUACAAGAGAUGAUCUAAGAUUAUCUUCGAGAAGAAUCCUAGUCACCUAUUUCAUCGAUAACUCUGAAAAGAAAUUACAAUUGCCUGAUAGAAUCACUAGAUCUAUCCAUCACGCUAUUGAAAUUCAAGGGAGAGAUGAUCCUGAGGUUUUUGAUGAAUCUAGAGAUUACGUCUUUCAAGCAAUGGAAAGAGAAGCUUUUCCCAAUUUCCUCAAAUACGCUGCACUCAACAAUAUAACUGUCAAAUCCUACAACUUUAGACUAGCCAUUGGCUUGUUUUUCUUAUUUUCAGGCUUUUGGAUUGGUUACACUCUAAUAUUUCUCGGCUAUAAACCAAGCAGUGCAAGACCUGUUGUCACUGUUCCUUUUUUCUUUGGUUCCUAUUUUAUAUUGACUGCAAUUUUCAGACUAGAUCCAGUUUUGUGUUUCGCUAAAUACUGCGAAACUAAUACCCUUCACGAAUCUACCGAUGAUUAUCCUUAUACCAGAAAUACCAGUUCUCCAAAUGCUGUUGCUAGAAAACUUGGCUUGAUGAAAAUAAAAGAACAUUACGUUGGCACUCUCCUAAUAAAAAGAAGUAUCUGGGUAUUAAUCCUAAUAUGUUUAGCAAGUGCUGCUUUCUCAAUCUUGUUUUCCUUGGUCCCUGAACAUCGUCUAUAAUUUACAAUGAACAUUUAGUUUGCUUUAUAUUUAAAACUUUUCCUCUGUUUUUACUAUGGUUUUCUUUCAUCUAUUAUUCAAAAUCUGUUUUGUUAUUUAUCUCUUUUACUUCAUCUGCUAAUUUUUCUAACUUGUGUUGAUUUUG
Messenger RNA from Ascoidea rubescens DSM 1968, 1753 nucleotides. RefSeq lists its product as uncharacterized. Gene Ontology annotation, biological process: intracellular protein localization. Lineage: Eukaryota; Fungi; Ascomycota; Saccharomycetes; Ascoideales; Ascoideaceae. The record is from RefSeq and is a predicted model, not a curated record. Gene Ontology annotation, cellular component: plasma membrane. Bases 43 to 1608 code for a protein of 521 amino acids. The transcript has a single exon.